This is a messenger RNA of Lodderomyces orthopsilosis Co 90-125, 2325 nucleotides long. It is a transcript of the gene PDC2, whose product is annotated as Pdc2p. Gene Ontology annotation, cellular component: nucleus. Bases 1 to 2325 code for a protein of 774 amino acids. The transcript has a single exon. The record is from RefSeq and is a predicted model, not a curated record. Gene Ontology annotation, molecular function: DNA binding. Lineage: Eukaryota; Fungi; Ascomycota; Pichiomycetes; Serinales; Debaryomycetaceae.
AUGGGAUACACUAUCAAACAAAAGAUUGAAAUAUGUCUCAAAGCAGAGUCAAAUCCCCACAUGACACAGUCUGAUCUUGCUGUAUGGGCAAUGAAGGAAUAUGGACUGACAAGGCCACCUUCUCAAACGACAAUUUCUCGUAUUUUGAGCUCAAAGAAUGAUAUAAUCGCGUCUAAGGAAGAUGAAUUCAAGUUGGUGCGUCGGAGAAAGCAAACCAACCCCUUGUUACGCAAGAUAUUGACCGAGUGGAUUACUCAAGCAACAUGGGAAGGCAUUCCUAUCACCACCCCCAUUAUCCAACUGACGGCGCACGCUAUAUGGACAAGAUUGCCUAAAGAGGACAAAUCUGGAAACGGAGUAUUCAACCAAAAGUGGUGUGCUCAUUUCAUAAAAAAACUAAAUAUAAACAUCACGGGAAGUGAAGAAGAUAUCAAACAGAACUUUGGCUACAAGUUGAAUAAAGUUUGGAUGUUGGAUGAAAAAGUAGAGUUGAAGAAUUACUUGAGCAACAUGAUUAAACAAGACAAUUAUUCGCCACAGGAUAUUUUUGUGAUUGAUGAAUUUCAAUUGUUUUAUUCACUUCCCUUGGACCAGAUAUUUGACGUCAGCUCUGUUGAUAAAGGGUUGCAACAAUCACAUACAUCGAAUGAGUAUUCGUUGACCGCCUUACUAGGAUGUAAUAUUGACGGUCUGGAGAAGCUAUUACCUUUGAUUGUUGGGAAAUAUGACAAGUUCGGUGUAUCAAAGAGCUCAUUUGCUAAUUUACAAGCUGUAUCGAGCGAUGCCACAUCCCAUCAUAACCUAAUGAACAAGAUUACUCAAGUGUACAAUAUAUCAUACAAGGCAAACACCAAUAAAUGGAUCACAUCUCUGAUGUUUCAAAAUUACAUACUAUCGCUUGAUCACAAAAUUCACAGCUUGACUCCUCAUAGAAAAAUUUUGAUUAUCUUGGAUGAUUGUUCGAGCCAUCGAUUAGUCAAUAUCAAGUUUCAGCAUAUCAAACUUGUGUACUUGAAGAAUGAAACUUGUCAUAAAAACCCAUACAAUACUUCCUAUGGCUCUGUCAAAUUUGAUUAUUUACCAAUGAACUUUGGAAUCAUAGAAGAAUUCAAGAUAUUUUAUCGUAUUCAGCAAUACACUGAGAUGAUCCGAUUGCAACGCAAAAAGUCAAUGGCAAAUAAAACAAAACAGUCAGCAUCAACCACAUCCUCAUUAGGUUUAAAUUAUAAUAUGGCUAAUACUUCACCAGCACUCGAGGUAUUGGCAGAACAAGACUAUCAUAUUCCAAUGAUUACCGUUAUUGAGUGGGUAACUAGGGCAUGGUCUUGGGUUUCACCUGAACGUAUCUUUCAAUCAUGGAAGAAAACUCGACUAUUGCCAUUGACCCCUAACCAAAGUUGGCCCAGCUUCAAAACGAGGGACAUGGCAGAUGGUAUUUUCAGAAACCUCAACAAAAGUCUCCGCCUUUUUAAUGAGGCAAGAAGCCAUAAGGAAUUGGAGGAUAUUAUGGGACAUUUGAAUGUGGUUAUACCUUGGGAAAUCGAGGAAUUGGUUGGAUUGGUUAAUGAACGUGGUAAGAUUACUCUAAAUUACGCCUCAAUUGAAGAAAUUAUUGGUAGUUGUCUCCUGGAAGCGAUUGAAGAUGAUGGCAAUAGCGAUGAAGACGAUGAUAAUCGUGAAAUAGAAAUCGACAAUGGUGAAUCAGAAUCAAAUGAUAAUGGUUCAACUCGAUGGUCAAUUAGUGAAAAUGAUCUCAAAGAUGCUAGCAACAUGAUAUUCAACAAAGCCAUUGCCAAUGCCGCUGAUGCAAGCGAUGCUAUGAUGAACGUUGACUCAAUUUCGGCUACUAUGAGGAGCAAUUUCAAUUCAGAUGAUGUAUUAUUGGACUCACGCCACGCAUUGAAUCAUGAAGCUAAUAGUAUUGCAACAACCAAUUCUCGAUCACCUAGCUUUCCAUUUGAGUCAGCGACAAUGACUAUAAAUAACAAACACAAGUUGGAUCCUUUAGAAAGCUGGGACAGGAAGAAACAGGCCUCGGCUGGAAUAACAUCGCAAGAUCAACAACAGAGUAGUACUAUUAAUCUAAUUUUUGACAAUCCGUUAGCAAAUGGUAACUCCCUGGACAUUUAUGAACAGCUGAAUCAACAACAUCUGUCGCAAUCACAAGCUUUUCCAUCGGGUUCUGAAGUGGAUAAUGAUAUGUCACAGUCUAUAUUGAAACUUAUCAACUAUUCAUCACUUAACACCAUCAACUUGUCACAAGCCACGAUUGAUGAUCUCAAUUAUAACUUGAAAAUCAUCCAAUCUAGAUUGGGUCAGAAUUAA